AAGACGUCAACAAAUCAGCUGAUAAGUUGCGUGGGUCGUCAACUGAUUAUGUGGUUUUUCCGGAUACAAUAUGUUUAAAUAGGAAUCGUAAACCAAAUUAAGUUAAAAGUGCAACACUAAUUCAACCAUGAAGCCGUGCUCUCUCUCUUAUGUCAUCUACAUGCUGUUUUUCACAGUCCCUUUAAUACAACUAUCAAAAAACGCUUCAGUGGACAUCCAAAAUAGAAAAGUCUACCAAAAAUACACUGGAGACCAAGGCCUCUACAGCCACAAAGAUGAUGUGGAGAUCCUUACCGGGGAAAACUUUAAAAGUGCCAUCAUGGGCAGCAACAAAGCCUGGCUGGUAGAAUUCUACAAUAGUUGGUGUGGCUUUUGUCAAAAGUUUGCACCUUCUUGGAAGGACUUUGCUACCGACAUCAAGGGAUGGCAAGACAGUGUUAUUGUUGCUGCCAUGGACUGCAAUAAUGAGCAGAACUUUGCACUUUGCAGAGACUAUGAGGUUAUGUCCUAUCCCACUUUAAAAUACUUCCAUGAAAAUUUCACUGAAGAGGCCAAAAAUUAUGGUGCCAAUAUAAAUCGUGGUGUUACAGCCAAAGACCACAGACAAGACCUUGUUAAUAAAGCUAUUAGUGAGCAAAAAGUUGGAAGAGGUAAACAGUUUCCCAACUUGCUACCUUUUAAUGGUAGCACAUUAGAUGGGCUACUUCAUGAGAAACCUUCAGAGGCCCAGUAUGUUAUUUUAAUAGUGCAAAGCCCUGAACAGUAUGUCGGUGCAGAACUUGCCUUAGAUUUUCAAAGGAGUAAAAAAGUUAAUGUUCGAUAUGCAUUCUCAAAUAAUACAGCACUGAUAUCAGCUUUGCCAAGCAAUUUGUUUCCAAUAAUUUUUGCUAUUGAUGAAAAAGGUCAUAUUGAUACUGUAACCACAAAAUCAAAUGAUAGGGAAGGUAUGAGGGCUGCUAUAAGGCAGUAUUUAGAAGUUAAGAAUAUUCCUUUGGUGCUGGACAAGGAAAAAAAAUCUGAGGCAGAUGUGUCUCGCAAUGGAACUGACUUAAAUGAUUUGGCUAAGAGGGCAAAGCAAAUGGGAGAUGUGGUAUUUCAAAUGGAUUUAGAAAGUGCAUUAAGGUACUCUCUUAAACGUGAAAUAGGAGUAAGAAAAGAAAUAACCGGAGAACAACUAGAAGCACUUAAAAAGUACAUAGAACUGUUAUCAAGCUUUUUCCCACUAGGAGCCAGUGGAAAGCAGCUUUUUCAACAGAUACAAACUGUUCUCUACUCUGGUAACGUAAUAGAUGGAUGGAAGAUCGCGAUACUCGUCAAAGACGCCGAAAAACCUGAAAAGAAUGUGUUUUCUACCCCACAACACUGGUUAGGUUGCAAAGGCAGUUCGCCCCAAUACCGCGGGUACCCUUGCUCCCUAUGGACAUUGUUCCACUAUCUGACGGUAAACGUGGCAAAAUCGGACGACAACACCCGGGGAGAUAACCCCCGCUUAGUUUUGGAAACGAUGCACGGGUACAUUAAAAAUUUCUUCGGAUGUGCGGACUGUACUCAGCAUUUUGGCGAGAUGGCGAAGCGCAGGGAAAUUUUCAAAAAAGCCCAGACGUUUGACGAGGCGAUUUUGUGGCUGUGGGAGGCGCACAACGAGGUCAAUAACCGUUUAAGUAAAGACGUUACUGAGGACCCCGAGUUUCCCAAGAGACAAUUUCCCGCCAAGGAGAAUUGCCCUAAAUGUUAUAAGGAGAACGGGGAUUGGGAUAAAAACGAAGUGAGUGCUGAUUAUCUAAAACACAUGUACAGCAGCAUAAACGUGAAAUACCUGGGAGCCGACACCAAACUGCUUUAUCAGGCUCUCCACGGCAGUGAGAACGCCAGCCCCCCCCACGGUGGGUUUUUAGGUUUAGACGCUAGCAUUUACGUAUUGUUGUACUUGGCCAUUUUUCUUCUCAUUUUCAUAAUAAUUAAUAUGUUUUUAAAGAGGGGCUACCGACGCAAGAUGUACAAAUACAAGCACGAUCUACUGGGAAGGUUUGACCGAUGAGAUGAUAUAUAAAGGUUCCGCUCUAGCCUCCACGGGCGCGACAAAAGAUAAGGCUUUAACGUUAAACGUGGCCCUUGUGAUUUUUUGUUUGCUUGUGUUAACCGGCCGUGCAUGAUUAUGAUGUAGUAACAUGAGGAGUUUUGAGGUUGGGCUUUUUUUGUAGAUUUAUGCUAAAGGGUGUACCAAAGUGUUAAGGAUACAAGGAAAUAAAAAUAAUUAAAUUCGA
Messenger RNA from Anthonomus grandis grandis, 2264 nucleotides. It is a transcript of the gene Qsox1, whose product is annotated as sulfhydryl oxidase 2. The coding region runs from base 128 to 2038 and encodes 636 amino acids. The record is from RefSeq and is a predicted model, not a curated record. Lineage: Eukaryota; Metazoa; Arthropoda; Insecta; Coleoptera; Curculionidae. Gene Ontology annotation, cellular component: Golgi membrane. The transcript is spliced from 5 exons. Gene Ontology annotation, molecular function: protein disulfide isomerase activity; flavin-dependent sulfhydryl oxidase activity. Gene Ontology annotation, biological process: protein folding.